Molecule: messenger RNA, 2042 nt
Organism: Esox lucius (northern pike)
Lineage: Eukaryota; Metazoa; Chordata; Actinopteri; Esociformes; Esocidae
Gene: chodl
Product: chondrolectin
Exons: 8
Coding region: 363-1283 (306 amino acids)
Biological process (GO): positive regulation of axonogenesis
Cellular component (GO): cytoplasm
Source: RefSeq, a predicted model, not a curated record
UGUUGUCAACCAGGGACAGCGGGACCCCACCAGUCGCGAGAGAAGCAAAGGAAGCAAGAUCAAUAGGCGCUCCUGUGGGACACACUAUUUCGCUCUCUCUCUGGACGCUGGCUGCCCGAGCCCCCGUUCUUCGAACACUUUUCGAUCCUCGAGCGCGCAAGGAAACAGUUGCAAAUCCUGAUUAGAGAGUUUCUCGCUCAUUGGAAAACCUAAAUUUGGGAGGGGGAAACCAUGACAACGACAGAGACCGGAGACUGAGAGCGGAAUCGCAGUCAACAGACUGUAAAAGACUGCUACGAGAAAAGAAGCCUUUUGUUUUAACGAGAACUGUUUUAAAGUCCUGAGUUUUUACUCUGUGAAGUAUGAAAUCUUUAAAGGCGCUUGCGGGUCAGAAUAUCCUCAGAGUUCUAUGGGGACUCAUGGCCGUGGCCUCAAGCGUUCAGGGCGCGCGAGUCGUCAGUGGUCAGACAUUGUGUGAGAGAGGGGCGGAGCAUCCGUGCUAUAAGAUUGCGUACUUCCAGGACGUGGCGGGCCGCGUCGCUUUCGAUGAGGCCAGGCACGCCUGCGAGAUGGACGGAGGGUCGCUGCUGAGCGUGGAGACCGCUGCGGAGCAGAGACACAUAGAGUACCUGCUACAGGAGCUACAGGCGUCUUCAACAGGGACCGGAAAAGGGAGUAGAGGAAUUGCAGACGGUGAUUUCUGGAUUGGGCUGAGCAGAACAGGUGAUGACAAUGUCCCGGAACAGAAUGGCUUCACCUCCUGUCCGGACCUCUAUCACUGGACAGACGGCAGUGUGUCCCAGUUCAGGAACUGGUAUUUCGACGAGCCCUCGUGUGGAGGGGAGGCCUGCGUAGUGAUGUACCAUCAGCCCACGGCUCUCCACGGGCUGGGCGGGGCCUACAUGUACCAGUGGAACGACGACAGGUGCAACAUGAAGCACAACUUCAUCUGCAAGUUUGAACCAGAGAGCCAUCUUGCGAAGGAGCAGGGGGACAGGCCUGGACCUCGUGAGCCAGAUGUGCCUGGGGUGCAGACAGAAGUGGUGAUGCAACCUGGAUCCAGUGAAGAGGAAACCCCACGCGUAGUUAUAGCCGGGCCCUCAGGGAUGUUGCUGGUCUACGUGAUUAUACCCACAAUCCCUCUGCUACUGCUCAUCCUGGUGGCUUCUGGGACUUGCUGUUUUCAGAUGUUCAGUAAAAGUAAACCACGGACGAAAACCAGCGUGAACCAAUCAACUCUCUGGAUCUCUAACACCCCCAAGAUGGACAGCAUGGACGUAUGAAGCGCAGGAGGCAUCGGCACAGAGAUCAGCAGACAGAACAAAUUAUGUUUACGAACUGACAGAAUGGUCACUCUUCUCCUGAAACUGCCUGUAACUUCCCACUUCAACCAAUGAUCUGCUCUGUAACUACCCAUUUCAACCAAUGAUCUGCUCUGUAACUACCCAUUUCAACCAAUGAUCUGCUCUGUAACUACCCACUUCAACCAAUGAUCUGCUCUGUAACUACCCACUUCAACCAAUGAUCUGCUCUGUAACUACCCACUUCAACCAAUGAUCUGCUCUGUAACUACCCACUUCAAACAAUGAUCUGCUCUGUAACUACCCACUUCAACCAAUGAUCUGCUCUUCCUUUUCUCAUUUCCAUGAUUGAGUUUGUCUUUACACUCCAUGGUAUUCCCUUGCAAUCACAAGUUGUGUCAAUACCUGUCUGAUAUCAAGGUACUGCUUUGCCUUUCCCCCAUCGCUGCUGUUCCCGGGGAGUUUCCACUGGGAUCCUGACGUGAUGAAAUUAUGUUGCGCGUGCACUAUAUGCUAUAGUGUGCGUGUGUGUUUGCCUGUGAGUGAGUGUACUAAUGGGUGAGUAAUGCGUGUAUGUGUGUGUUCAUUUAAUUGGACCCAAACAGAGGAAGUAAUUAAGUUGUGCGAGUGGGGAACCUGAUAAAAUGAGGAACUGAAGCAUCCCCUGUGACGAGGAACAGGGUCAGAACCACUUAAUACAUCACAGAUUUUUCGGUAUUGCUCCCUCACUGGUAGGAACAA